This is a messenger RNA of Adineta steineri, 361 nucleotides long. The record is from the annotation of a GenBank genome assembly. NCBI's taxonomy places the organism in Eukaryota, Metazoa, Rotifera, Eurotatoria, Adinetida, Adinetidae.
AUGCCGAACACUGGAAAAGUAUCUUUGUAUAUACUCAUUAAAAACAAUCCAGAAAUUAUUGAUAAUAAUGAUAUUAAAAAUUGUAUUACUAAUGCAUUGAUUAAUUUACAAGAAUGCAAAAUUAAUAUUAAUUUUUAUAAAACUGUACCAUUAGGUGAUAGUAAAAAAAACAAUUUUUGAAAUCUCAGAAAAAAAUUGUAUUAAUAAUGCUUUCCUAUGGCGAUGAUUCCCGACGCAGUAUUCCGUGAGUAUUCGGCCAGAACUCGCUGGAAAUUCAGUGCAAGGAUCCGCCGAUCGUAUCCGGCUACCGGUUUUGACUGGUUCCUGUGGGUUCCGAAUAGGCAUGCACCAAUUCCAAUUC